Messenger RNA from Phaedon cochleariae (mustard beetle), 684 nucleotides. NCBI's taxonomy places the organism in Eukaryota, Metazoa, Arthropoda, Insecta, Coleoptera, Chrysomelidae. The record is from the annotation of a GenBank genome assembly.
AUGUAUAGUAUCAUGCCGAUAGUGAUCAAAACUGACCUGCCAAUUAUGUUCAGUUAUGAUUUGGGACAGUUUUGGAUGGCCAUGUACAUCUUUCAAGUCAUAGGAAUGGUUAACGCGGCAAGCAACAACUCUUCCCUAGAUAUUCUAGCCGUGAGUUUGAUAGGUAUCGGCUGCGCCCAAAUCGAUAUUCUAAAUGAAAAAUUGAAGAAAUUAUUUCAUAACUCGAUGAAGAAAGAAUUCGACGGAUAUAUUCAGGACGAUCAAAGUGUCAGAGACUGCGUGAGACACCAUAUCCAGAUUAUCAGAUGCACCAGUCAGAUAGAAAACAGUGAGUUAUUACCCAUUGAUGUUUCAUCAAAACCAAGAGAUAUUGACAAACAAAUGGACAAAAGUAAGGUAUGCUAUGAUUGGCCUACAAAGAGAGUACCUGAUCUGAUGAUUGCUGAUGGAGUUAUUUUCAAGAAGAAAGAAGGAGGACGAUUACGAUCCAUCCUCGCACCAGAGUAUCAAGAUGCAGUCUACUGCGGUUCCAGUGUAUAUAUCUCCGAGGAUAUGAAUGACUGCUACCAGUUCAAUGAUGAUCCGUAUCAAGAACAUUAUCUGCUAAGAUCAUCCGAAACGCCAUACAUUCUUCUUUAUAGCCAUGAUGAUGAAUCUGACCUACCUCCCUCCCUCUUAGACUAA